UAACGUCCUUCAAAACAAACGUUGCCACGAGGACCUCCGACCGAACGUUUUCUGCGCCCGAGUCUCCUUCUCUCGACCCGUUUUUGACCGAGUUGCCAAGUUUUCUCCCGUAGAAGAGGGCGUGAGCAGAGGCCUUGAGGGCUGGAGGUGUCAGGCAAAGGGAUAGCUAAGAGAAAAUAAGGAGCGGAUCUUCGUUGAAUAAGAGUUGAGAAGAUGCUGCUGCCUAAUCUCCCCCCCCCAGAGGAAGGCAUCAGGCAUAGGCAGCCCAGCACGAGGGCAUUCGUGGGCCAGAGGGAACUGGGGUCGGGGGUUCUCUACAUUGCCGAGAGCCGAGUCUCCUGGGCGAAAGAAGGAGAGGACAGUGGUUUGUCCCUCGAGUAUCCACAUAUUGCCAUCCACGCGAUCAGCCGAGACUUGUCGAACUUCUGCCACCCAUGCCUUUAUCUCAUGAUUGAUGUCCAGCUGGAAGAGCCAGAGAGUGCCAUGAACGGAGGCAGGAACUCAGACUCGGAGGACGAAGAGGAUGAAGACACAGCCAUGACAGAGGUGCGGUUUGUUCCGUCAGAUCCCUCGUCACUCGAUCACAUGUACAAGGCCCUCAACGAAUGUCAGGUCCUACAUCCCGACCCAGAAGAUCAACCUUCCGAUGAUGAAAUCGGGGAAGAGGAGGAGGAUGAAGGAGAAUAUGAAGUCAACGAGAAUGGCGACGACGUUCAUGGCGUUUAUGAGGAUGCCAUGGAGGGAGACCUCGAAGAUGGGCCAUUUGUAGGAGGCAUGGCUGAAGGGCGAACAGCUCGGAACGGCAUUGAGGACGACGACGCUAUGGAAACGGGACAGUUUGAUGAUGCUGAUUAAGAUUUCCAUUUUUUUUUCUUUCUUUUUUAUACUUUUUGUUUUUUAUUUAAUGAAAAUGUUGUAAAGGUUGUAAGGACCACACCCAGAAGUGAAGCCAAAUAUUUCCUUUGUUUUGAGUUUUGUAAAGCUGGUAUGUGAUAACUUAAAAUUUUGUAUUUUUAUGAUUUUAUUUGUUAAGUGUACACAGUUAGCAGUAAUUAGUUACCAGUUACCAGUAAUAUUCAUCAUAAGGAAAUCAAGUCCACACCAAGUGAUGCGAAUCUUGCAUAUUUUUAUAUGAUAAUGGAAAUUUACGUUACAAAUAUCUAGUGAUAUUUCGUAAAGUUGUAAGUUAAGUUGAUAUUACACAGCUGUCUUUUGCACUGUAGGAAAUGAAUCAAAAAGACUAUU
Molecule: messenger RNA, 1245 nt
Organism: Penaeus monodon (black tiger shrimp)
Lineage: Eukaryota; Metazoa; Arthropoda; Malacostraca; Decapoda; Penaeidae
Gene: icln
Product: methylosome subunit pICln-like
Exons: 5
Coding region: 214-855 (213 amino acids)
Biological process (GO): mRNA cis splicing, via spliceosome; chloride transport; spliceosomal snRNP assembly
Cellular component (GO): cytosol; spliceosomal complex; methylosome
Source: RefSeq, a predicted model, not a curated record